AUGUCGACUACCACAGCAGCACACGACCCCACCGCGCAGGGUGCGCACUCCAAGGGCCACCAGCACACGCCUCAGGAAAAGAUCGAGACGCUGCUCGACAUCACCAAGACCGUCGGUACUGGUAUGCUGACCACGCGCAGUCCCGACGGCAAGCUGGCGUCGCGCGCCAUGGCGCCUGCCACCACCGAGGGCCUCGUCUUCUCGUUCUACAUGAACACCGACUCGGGCAAGACGGACGAUGUUGAGACCGACCCGCAGGUCAACGUGUCGUACUACGACCCCAAGACCACCGACUGGGUCUCCAUCUCCGGUCGGGCUGUGCUCAACCGCGACCAGGCAAAGAUCAAGAAGCACUGGUCCAGCUCCCUCAAGGCGUGGUUCGACGACAAGAAGGACGGAAAGCACACGGGCGACCACAGUGACCCCCGUGUGGUGAUGCUCGAUGUCCAGCCAGAGGAGAUCAGGAUCUUCAAGGCGGACGGAAAGUUGUCCGCCCUGGCUCAGACCGCAAAGGCGGCCAUUAGCGGUCAUGCGGCUAGCCCCGGUAAGCUGCUCAUCCUUACCAGCCAGGAGAUCCAGCUCGCCGCGGGUGUGUACAAGCCCCACCACUAA
Molecule: messenger RNA, 612 nt
Organism: Moesziomyces antarcticus
Lineage: Eukaryota; Fungi; Basidiomycota; Ustilaginomycetes; Ustilaginales; Ustilaginaceae
Product: protein bli-3
Exons: 1
Coding region: 1-612 (203 amino acids)
Source: RefSeq, a predicted model, not a curated record